UCAUCAGGUUGACAGUCGGGAUGAAGAUGAUCUGUUCUUAUGAGGAUAUUGUGGUUAUGGCUGUGAGGCAAUAAGGUGCAUGUUGAGAAAGAAACAAAGUAUCUAGACAAUGCAAUUCUUUGUUCUUAGUCUCAGGAGCCAAGCUGAGUCCCGGUAAAUCAGACCAGGGGAGAAACAGCUAGGAAGGCUUUUCUGACUGGACCCCACCCUCAGGCCUUCCAACAGCCAACCCGCUCAAGAAACAGUCACUGCCCUCUGACUGAAGUUAGGAGAGGUACACUUUGACUGGGUUCACAUCACAGGCAAUAUUGAGGGUUCACAAUUGCAUCUGAUCAGAUGUGUUGCGUUCUUUCAAAAUAUGAUCUGCAUUUAGCGUUAAUGUGUGGAGGGCGGUUUGUUAUUGUAAAAGCGUAACCGCUAUGCCGUAGCCUACUGUAGGAUGAUUAUCCCGUGACGGGUCCUUACACAGUCUAAUCUGAAUAAAGAAUGACAAGCAUUCUUGCGUUGAGGCAGGGGGAGGUUACAAACUGCCCUGGAGACUCAACGAAGUUUUGAACUACUGUUCAACAACGGAACACGGCCUCAAGUGGGCUACCAGUUGAUGAAAUGAACGUUAAACGAAACGAAGCGCGAGGAUUUCGCCAAGAAAGUACGUCGGAGAAGGCGUGAUUAUCGUUGGGCACCGGAGACAGUAGCGACACAAUGGGACAGGCGGCUGUCUCUACCUUGUCUCACAACACAAGCGUUGACGGACUGGAGAAAGCGUCCUUGGCCAACUGUGAUGUGGUCGUGGGCGGCCCUGCUACCCAGAAUGCUCCACUGAAGCAGCGGGGGAAGCUGUCCACGUUGGGGAAGCUGUUCAGACCCUGGAAAUGGAGGAAGAAGAAGACCAGCGACAAGUUCCAGGACCUGUCCAAAGUGCUGGAGAGGAAGAUCUCCACACGGCAGAGCAGAGAGGAGCUGAUCCGGCGAGGAGUCCUCAUCCCUGACCAAGACGAACCAAUCAACACAGAGACGCUGAACGGCCAUGCAACACCCAGUGGGACCUCAGAGGAAGUUAAAGUCAACAUUGAGUCAUCGGAAACAACAUCCUCCGACGAGCAGGCUGUGCCGUCAGAGGAGAUGGAGGACGGGAUGGGAACAGAGAGGCGUAACACCAAACCCCCUCCUCAGGGAAAGCAGCCCAGAACACCGGAGGUCCCUACUAAAAAACAGCCUGUAGGCAAAGCUUCUGCCCCUGCCAGACCUGAAGGGGGUGCUACAGGCUCAGCAGGGCGCAAGGAGGCCUCAACAGGGACCAAAAAGCCUCCCAAAAGCACAGGCAGCAAGGCUGGCCCUGCGUCUGGCCCCACAUCCACCCCUGCAUCCGCCCCACCAGCCAAAGCUAACCCCAGGAGCACUAAUCGCGGGGCUGUCAAAUCCUCCCAUCCUAAGAAGACAGGAGCCCCAUCAAAGCCUGCAGCACAGACCUCCAAGACCACAGGCCAAUCAUCAAAGACUGUGUCCCAUCCCUCCAAGACCUCAACCCUGCCCCACUCCUCCGCACCAAGAUCCAAGACCUUGGAUGUCACAGGGACAGACAGGAAGACCAACAGGAGGUCUGAACCUUCCAAAUCAUCCUCUGCCCCCCCCAAGGCCUCCCCUGAGACUGACAGUCUACCUGGAGAGUAUCACCAGACCACCCAUCCUCCAGGGACAGAGAAUCACGAUCCCCUCUUCAGCCCAGAGACUAAGCCCACUCCUGAUGGCCGUAAGACAGGGGCGGAGGUUGACGGCGCGCCUGGGUCUGACCCGGAGGCUGGAGCCAAAGCCCCUCAUGUUAACGUUGUUACUGAGGAGACCUCCUUUACAGAGGGGGAGAGCCACAGCUCCUCACAGGGAAGUCAGGAGGCUGGGAGAGAGGGAGAGGGAGGAGCAGAGAGCCCCCAAUCAGGUGAUGGGGAGGGGUGCACCGAAAAUCACCAGAGACCAGCAGGUGGUGAUGGUGAGCGACAGAGUGUGAACGUGCAGGAGCCUGAGGUGACUUUUAUCCCUGACCGGCCCAGAGACAGCCAGGCCAGCGACUCCGACUCAGACGGACCAAUCUUGUACCGCGAUGAAGAGGAGGAGGAGGAAGAAGAGGAUGAAUACACAACCAGCUCCCUGGCCAGUAAGAUCCGCCGCCGGGACACCCUGGCCAUCAAACUGGGCAACCGGCCAAGCAAGAGAGAGCUGGAGGAGAAAAACAUCCUGCCUCGCGCCUCCGAGACAGAACGACAUGAGAUACGACAGCAGAUUGGCUCCAAGCUCGUCAGGAGACUGAGCCAGAGACCCACCACAGAAGAACUGGAGCAGAGGAACAUCCUGAAACAGAAGAACAAGGUUGAGGAACAUGAGGCCAUUCAGGAGAUUAAAAGGAGGCUCUCUAGAAAGUUAAGUGUGAGGCCCACAGUAGCAGAACUGGUGGCUCGUAGGAUUCUGUGCUUUAACGAGUAUGUGGAGGUGACGGAUGCUAAGGACUACGACAGGCGGGCAGACAAACCCUGGACCAGGCUCACCCCUGCUGAUAAAGCUGCUAUCCGUAAAGAAUUGAAUGAGUUUAAAAGCAAAGAGAUGGAAGUCCAUGUGGAGAGCAAGCAGUUCACCAGGUUCCAUCGACCCUGAAGCUGAGACGUUGGUCCUUUUUCUCCUGAGGAGAAGAAGGUCUGGUCCACUGUGUCCCACUCUCACCUCUGACCUUUGACCCCAUACCACGCAACCCAUCAAACUCUGAUCCUCAUGCCCCCUGGCCCUCCACCCUCCAGGCAUCCUCUGAGCAGGCUUGAGUCUGCAUCCUUGCAACGCCGUCUGUUUCCCCUGACUGCAACAUGGCAUCGCCGUCAUGGAGACUGGGCCCUCAGACAGACAAAGAGAGAGACAGGCAGAUGGACAGCUACCCAUCUAGAGAACACAUAGCAUAGUGUGUUUACUUAGUCAUUUUGACAAAAGUCAGACCUUCUGCACUUAUGUAUCAAUAGGUUAAUUGAAUUGCCCACCUAUGCCCCUGCCUGCCCAACGGCCUAGUUGAGGUGGUCCUCACCCAGCCCUGUGAGGGGAACACUGGGAAUUGGACCGUGGAUUUAGUUUCAAACUGAUUUUAGAGUCUCUAACCAACUUGACCAAAUUAUUUGUUCCCAUUUAUCUCUCUGAAUGUGCCUGUACCUUGUUAUUUCCAACUGUGGAUGAAUGUAUUGGAUUUCAUUUAAGUUGUCAUUACAGAUCAUAUCCUCAUGAGUUGGCAGUGUGAGAUAGAACUAACACUAGCACCUUGUAAUUGCUUCAUCCAAAUGAUUGAACUAGAUGAAUUAGAUGCUAAAUUAAUUUAAUCAUGGAACAGUGAUAGCAGUGUGUGGGCUGGCCAGACUAAAUGUUAUUUCUGGCUGUGCACCUUGUAGUUUCAAACAGCAGUGCACAAGAUAUAUGAACCCAUUACACCCUUGUCUUACAGUCUAUGUGUGUGUGAUCCACACCACCAGACAAUGCAGCUCAGUCAUGUCUGUCGUUAAAGGGUUGUAGGUAAUAGAUUGUGUCUAGUUUAACAGGAUUUGGUGCCCGGUGCCCCCAGCCUGAGGCAUUUAAGAACAAUACAAACAUAUUGUAUUGUUCUUAAAUGUUAGCACUGUCCAACAGACGUAUUGCUGUAGGCAUCUCCCUCACAUUUCUGCAGUGAAGAUGGUAGGAUCUGAUCUGUCAGAUCCAUGCUGGAAUGAUAGACCUUUAUGGUCCAGGGGUUCUGUUAUGCUGGGCAAAAUUGGAAAGAAUGACAGUAUUCAUAGCAAUGUAUUUUAUGUUCUAUAGUGAUCUUUGUACAGAAUGAAUAUCAGAUGCAUGUGCAUUAACAACCAAAUCCACUUUAUGGCACAUUCCCCCUUCUUCUUUUAUUUUUACACGGUUGUAAAUGUUUUGUGAUUAAUUGUUUUUUAUUAAGGAUUUUAAAAAUCCACUCUUCUCAAUCUUACUGGUGCAGUGCUGUAAUGUUCAGUAGUGCUGUAUCCUGGUAUUGUACUGUAUUUCUGGAAGAAGUUAUAAACAGAUUAUACAUUUAUUAGCAGUUACUACUCCGUCAUGUAAAAAAGAGGUUUAUAUCAUGUACAUUAUAAUAUGCUGCCAAUACACACCGAUGUCCGUUGGUGAACUACUCCACAGAGGUUAGACAAUAUAGAUUAUAACGAAGUACUGCAAAUGCAGUGGAUCAGAAAAGCUGUUUAAACCCACUAUUGGGCAGAAAACACAUUCAGUGAAGUUUCAACCUUCUCCACUAUCUUUGGGGCAGGGUGAGCCAUCAUCAGUCUAGGAGGAGAGCUUGUCAUAGAAUGUGAGGAGGAAGGAGUCAUACCCCAUCAGUAUUAACUAACUCCCUCGAAUGAACGCAGCUGUGCUCUACCCUGUAUAAUGAUGAAAAUACAGCUUCUGUAUGUUGUAUGAAUGUUGUUUUGUAUAUAAAGAAGAGACCAAGCCAUGAA
Molecule: messenger RNA, 4481 nt
Organism: Hypomesus transpacificus
Lineage: Eukaryota; Metazoa; Chordata; Actinopteri; Osmeriformes; Osmeridae
Gene: phactr2
Product: phosphatase and actin regulator 2
Exons: 13
Coding region: 703-2643 (646 amino acids)
Biological process (GO): actin cytoskeleton organization
Molecular function (GO): actin binding
Source: RefSeq, a predicted model, not a curated record